AUGAAUAUCCAAAUCCAAUUCAUGAUGUCUGUGAUGCUUUGCUUUGCAUCGUCAAGUCUUGCAGCUUCAGCAGACAGUUUCACUUGUGACGCAAGCUUGGAAGAUGCCCCUGCCAAAACACUUCCAGCUCCAAGUUGGCCAAUUGACGCUGCACCAGGUUACAUCUGUGGUGUGAAGGAUCUAGGCAAUUCGAUUGUGUACCAUCAUUGUCGAACUUGUAGCUUGACUACUACUGGGCAAAAUUGUCAAUUGACCAACAACGCAACCGCUCCUAUCGCUGCUUCUGAGAAAUGUGAUACUUAUGGGCCAGAUAGUAUCAUUGAUAUUACUAAAGAUACAAAAUAUAAUUGCAAGAACACUCAAGAUUACACUUGUCUUGCCAUCACCAACCCAUCUGUCUGUAAUGAGUGUGUGGCAUACCCAUAA
This is a messenger RNA of Melampsora larici-populina 98AG31, 426 nucleotides long. RefSeq lists its product as uncharacterized. The transcript has 5 exons. The coding region runs from base 1 to 426 and encodes 141 amino acids. NCBI's taxonomy places the organism in Eukaryota, Fungi, Basidiomycota, Pucciniomycetes, Pucciniales, Melampsoraceae. The record is from RefSeq and is a predicted model, not a curated record.